GCGCAGUGGGGGCGCUCGAGGCCGGCUGAACUCCCGCGCUCUCCCGCCGCCUCGCCUCGUCUGGCCUGGUGUCUUUCCUGACUAUGGAGGGGGUUGCGGUGGUGACGGCGGGCAGCGUGGACGCUGCCAAAGCCGAUGGAGCUGCAGCCUUGCCGCCUCCGCCUCCCGCCUCCCCGCCCGCCCUCACCCCCGCACCCGCAGCGGGUGAGGAGGGACCGGCGCCUGUGUCUGAGACGGGAGCUCCCGGCUGCUCCGGCUCUCGGCCCCCUGAGCUGGAGCCGGAGCGCAGCCUGGGCCGCUUCAGAGGCCGUUUCGAGGACGAGGACGACGAGUUGGAAGAAGAAGAGGAGCUGGAGGAGGAAGAAGAAGAGGAGGAGGAGGACAUGAGUCACUUCUCGUUGAGGCUGGAGGGAGGCCGGCAGGACUCGGAGGACGAGGAGGAGCGCCUGAUUAAUCUCUCUGAGCUGACCCCAUACAUCUUGUGUUCCAUUUGCAAAGGUUACUUAAUAGAUGCAACUACCAUUACAGAAUGUCUUCAUACCUUUUGUAAAAGCUGCAUUGUAAGACAUUUUUACUACAGCAACAGAUGUCCAAAAUGCAAUAUAGUAGUACAUCAGACACAACCUCUUUAUAACAUAAGGUUGGACCGACAGUUACAAGACAUAGUGUACAAAUUAGUGAUCAAUCUAGAGGAAAGAGAAAAAAAGCAAAUGCAUGAUUUCUAUAAAGAAAGAGGUCUAGAAGUACCUAAACCUGCUGUUCCACAACCAGUCCCUUCAAGCAAAGGAAGAUCUAAAAAAGUCCUAGAAUCAGUGUUUCGUAUUCCACCAGAACUUGAUAUGUCUUUAUUACUGGAGUUCAUUGGUGCUAAUGAAGGCACGGGACAUUUUAAGCCAUUGGAAAAGAAGUUUGUUCGAGUUUCAGGAGAAGCAACUAUUGGACAUGUAGAAAAAUUCCUCAGAAGAAAAAUGGGUCUUGAUCCAGCUUGUCAGGUAGAUAUCAUCUGUGGUGAUCACCUGUUGGAGCAGUAUCAAACUCUAAGGGAAAUCCGACGUGCAAUAGGUGAUGCAGCAAUGCAGGAUGGUCUGCUUGUCCUUCAUUAUGGUCUUGUAGUUUCUCCUCUGAAGAUAACUUGAAGAUUCUAGGCACAUUAUGAGGAGGGAAACAAAGGAGGUUUCUGCAGGACUGCAUCUCACCAAAGAUUUCCAUGAAAUGUAAUUGCUACCACUUUGCUAUUCAAGACAUAACUUACCUAUUUUUAGCACCAAGAAUUGUAGCAUUUAUAAGUACAACUUGGAACGAUGGAAUGCAUCUGUUACUAGAGACUAUAUAUAAAAAGCAGCCAAAGCUCAGGGGAAAUUUUUCAAAAAUUGAAUUUUAAAAUUCCUUGUGAUUUUAAAUACUUUGACAUUGAUUUUGCUUCCCAUCUUUGAAGUAAUUGGUUAGUUUUCUUUGUUCAGCCAUUUCAAGUUGGUAGUUGGGAUAUCUGCUCUCUGGGAUGGCAUCAGUUCGGCAGUCAUCCUUUUGGAAGAGAAGUGUGCUUUUGAAUGGAAGAUUCAAAGCCAGUCUUCGUUAAACUGCAGGGUGUACUCUCAAAGACCAAAACUAUUGGCCUCUUUUGUGUGUUGCCAGCAUAUUUUGAACUUGUAUCUUUUUUUUAUACCAGCAACACUACAAAGGAGAAGUUACUCAUUUCAAAAUGGAUGAAUUGUUAUUGGUGAAGAGAAUCUGAGUUUAUGGUCUGUGCCAUAAACUUUCAGUGUAAUAAGACUUAUUCAAUACAUCUUCCAAUAAGGGGUGCUUCUUUGUGACAAUAUUUUUAUUUCUGACAUUCGUUUUAUUUGGGUACAUAGUGUGGUUGUUGAUACCUUGCAAUAGUAUUGCUUCUGAAAGUAAUAAAAAAUUUUAGGAAAAUUCGAGAAGUUUACAGAAUUACUUAUUCAUUGUUUUCUUAGUCAGUUUAAUGUUUAUUUUUCUCAUUAUUUCAUCACUAGAAUAAAGAAUAAGGGUGUUUGAGCUCACCUCCAUGCAAAAACUUCAGUUUUAAAACAUUAUUUUGCCUAAAAUUAGCAUUGUGAUGCUUUCUAAAAGAAAUAUUUUAUAAACCCUGUUUCACAGCAGAAUUUCUGAAUCUGUAUAGAGACUACUACAAAAUUGGACAAAGAUUGGCAAUUCUUUGUAAAGAAUUUGUGAAUUGUGUAUAAAUUUCUUCUAACAUUUAGUAAAAAUGUAUUUUAACCUA
This is a messenger RNA of Rhinopithecus roxellana (golden snub-nosed monkey), 2242 nucleotides long. It is a transcript of the gene PCGF6, whose product is annotated as polycomb group ring finger 6. The transcript is spliced from 10 exons. Lineage: Eukaryota; Metazoa; Chordata; Mammalia; Primates; Cercopithecidae. The coding region runs from base 84 to 1136 and encodes 350 amino acids. Gene Ontology annotation, biological process: regulation of transcription by RNA polymerase II. Gene Ontology annotation, cellular component: PRC1 complex. The record is from RefSeq and is a predicted model, not a curated record.